This is a messenger RNA of Orbicella faveolata, 2622 nucleotides long. RefSeq lists its product as uncharacterized. Lineage: Eukaryota; Metazoa; Cnidaria; Anthozoa; Scleractinia; Merulinidae. Gene Ontology annotation, biological process: regulation of transcription by RNA polymerase II. The record is from RefSeq and is a predicted model, not a curated record. Gene Ontology annotation, molecular function: DNA-binding transcription factor activity, RNA polymerase II-specific; RNA polymerase II transcription regulatory region sequence-specific DNA binding. Gene Ontology annotation, cellular component: nucleus.
GUUUUCUAAAAUGGCGACCAGUAUCAGUGUUCAGACCUGCAACUUGGGUUUCUUCUCGAUAUGUCAUGUUAUGGACCUAAGGACCAUAAAGAACUGAGAAAUCACAAGAAUGGAGUUGAACACAAAUUCUACAGUCAGCUUACCUCAUGAUACAAUUAAUAUCAUCUUUGAGUUUGCCCAGCCUGAGUUGGAAGAAACCAGUGUGAAUGGGGAUGGAAUAAUGUCAGAAAGGACUGGUGACCAAGUUGUUGAUCUAGUUCACAACCCAUCUGGGUCACAUGGUGACCCAGCUGUGCAAGCUCAAAGGUCAUCAACAAAUGAUCUCAACUGCUUAAGUGGAUCUGUUGCAACUCAGGAAACUUUGGAAAGUGAUGAUGAGCGAAUGAAACCUUGUGUGACAAAAAGAAAAACAUCAAUAGAGACAUCACAGUCAAAUGUACCACAGCUGUCAAUUUCAAAUCCACAACAGCCUUGGUUUUCAAACUCACUGCAGCCAUCGAUUUCGUGUCUGCCACAGAUGCCGACAAUGCAAAUCGGAAACAAGCAAGUUGUUCAAAGAGUAUAUGUCCAAAUGCCAGUACAGACACAAGUUUUUCAGAAACAGAAGACUUCAGAAACAAAAUCAACACAAGUGAAGAAAAAAUCAAAUAACAGAAAGGUGGAUUACAGUCGUAUAACUAAAAAACAGGCUGAAGGCACUCGGAUAACUGAUAAACAGGUAGAUUGCACUCCAAUAACUAAUUCUACUAAACUUGCUCUUCUAAAUUUUUUGAAAAAGAAAUCUGUUGCAACUGUUAAUGAAACAAAUGGCAAAAGUGGUGAAGACCACAUGGAGCCUGAGAUCCAAAUUCUUGUACCUGUUGGAGAAGACAGCAAUGCUUGCAAUAAAGAUAAAACCUAUUCAGAUCAGCUGAGCAACAUUGGGAAGGAUCUGAUUGAUAUACAAGUAAGGACUGAGGACCAGAGAUGUCAAGAAAUAGAGUUCAUCGCUGAAUCUUGUUCACCAGAACCAGUUCAAUCCAGUCAGGACUCUACUCAGUCUUUUAAUGAAUUGACGUCAACUGGAGUUCAAAGUAAUAGCACUUAUCAGCCAUCAAAUCAAAAAUCAGAUGCUGCAGGGGUGAAUGAUGAAAUUACUGACAAAGAUAUGAAGCAAGCUGACAAAAACUGUAGUUCUGUUUCUCUGUGUACUAAAGAGAGUUGCAUAGAAAUAGAAAAUACUACUGCUGAUGAAACACCGGAGAGUGAAUUAACAACUAGUGUUCAAGAAGUAGAUGUUGUUGUGCUGCCAUCACUUUUGCAACCAGAUGUUUCCACAAAAGUUGUAAAAAAGACUAAGAAGGUGCAGAAACAAGAAACAGGCAUCAAGAAAACGAAUAGAAAAAACCCUCGCGAGUGCACAGAAUGCGGUAAAACUUUCCCUACAACUUCACAGUACUGCCAGCACAUGAACAUUCACUACGACCGAAGACCUCAUAAAUGCAACGAGUGUGGCAAAGCAUUUCGUCAACGACAUCACCUUGCGAAGCACCACCUUAUUCACACAGGGGAAAAACCUUACGUCUGUCAGUACUGCAAUAAGGCAUUUAUAUCGUUUUACAAUCGGCGAGACCACGAACGAAUCCACACAGGAGAGAAACCCUUCGAAUGCGCGCACUGCGGCGGAAAGUUUCGUUAUGCACAAGCCGUCAAAGAACAUGAAAUCAACUUCCAUGGCAUUGGAAAGAGAAAUGAAAAUCCGGUGAAGGAAAAACGGUUUUAUGCGUGUAAUAUAUGCGAUAAGACGUUUUCGUGGUCAAGUGCGCUUUCGACGCACAAGAAAAUUCACGCCAAUGUUUGGCCUUAUAAAUGCAAAAAGUGUUCCAGGGCUUUUAAGAGUUACAGCAAUUGGUGGACGCACAAGAAAAGCCAUUCGAAAGAGAAACCCUUCGAGUGCGAUCUUUGUGGACAGCGCUUGAAACGUCGUGGAAAUCUCAAAAGGCACAUCUUGACGCAACACGACCCUGAAGAGGCAGAAGAAUGUCUUAAAACCAGCAAAGAGUUUGAAAACUUCCGUGCGAAUAAAGCUAGGUGGGCUAACAAGUGAUUGAUGUUGUUCCAGGGCUUUUAAGACACAAGAAAACCCAUUCGAAAAAAACGAAACUAAAGGUUCGAGGAUGAAAUUAGAAAGAAUAAACAAGCUUGAUUACAGGAUGCUCGCGUUUUCUCGCUUGAAGUUAAAAAAAACCCUCUGAAUCAUAGAUUUACUUCAGAAAAUUACAUUUAAGUGCAGCAAUGGUUUGUUAUAAAUAAUUUUAUUCCAUAAAUUGAGCGUCGGAGUAUCCUUUAGGAAGGUCUUAUGUUUUGUGAAGGUGAAUUAGAAUAGUGUUUUUAUAACUCUGUUAGAUUUUAUAAGAUAUUGUUAGGACGCAAAAUGUUUGAACUGUGUUCGUUAGUUACCAGCUUUCAACAUUUUCAAGAAAAUAAAAGACAGUAUUUAAGUGGAGGAUGCAUGAGGGCCGUUGAAAUGAGAAUUGAUACAUUAGUACGUUACUUCAUGUGUAUGUAGCCGAGUUCUCCUUUAAACUUACCUGUGAUACCGAUUACUAUAAAGACACUCUAACCAGGAGCACUUGACAUUUU